GUCCAGUUUCAACGUGCAAAGAUGCCGUUGACAAAUGGAACGCCCAAGGAGGUUCGAGUCAACCUCCUGGGAAAAGAAAGUAUUAUAAUCAACUUUGGUCUGUGGCGCAGCCAAGUCGCCCAGGACCUGGUCAACAAUAUUGAGUCAUCAACCUAUGUUUUAAUUACCGACACCAACAUCGGAAGCCUCUACACCGACCCCUUCAAGAAGGCUUUUGACACUGUUGCCAGUCAGAGGCCCAACCCUCCUAGACUUCUUGUCUAUGAGAUCCCACCUGGGGAAAGUUCAAAGUGCCGGCAGACCAAGGACGAUAUCGAAGACUGGCUCCUAAGUCAGAGUCCACCAUGCGGACGAGACACUGUCAUGAUUGCUCUUGGCGGAGGCGUUGUGGGUGAUCUCAUCGGUUUUGUAGCAGCAACCUACAUGCGAGGUGUUAGGUUUGUCCAGGUGCCUACGACCCUUCUGGCCAUGGUCGACUCAUCUAUCGGAGGAAAGACGGCAAUUGAUACUCCUCUGGGCAAGAACCUUGUAGGUGCUAUCUGGCAGCCUCAACGGAUCUACAUCGACCUCGACUUUCUCGGAACCCUCCCUCGCCGGGAACUUAUCAAUGGUAUGGCCGAAGUCAUCAAGACAGCAGCCAUCUCCGACGAGGAUGAGUUCAUUGCUCUGGAAGCGAACUCGGAGAAAAUCAUGGCUGCUGUCAACACCGACAUCAAGCAAGGUGCAGCACGUUUCAAGGAUAUUGAGAGCAUCCUUCUCCGUGUCAUUUCCGCAUCUGCGAAAUUCAAGGCUCACGUGGUCACAAUCGACGAGCGUGAAACUGGCCUACGGAAUCUUCUGAACUUCGGUCAUUCGAUCGGCCAUGCUAUGGAGGCGUUUCUCACCCCUCAAGUCCUGCACGGCGAAUGUGUCGCGAUAGGCAUGAUCAAAGAAGCUGAAUUGUCUCGCUAUCUCGGCGUCCUGAGUGGCGUGGCUGUUGGGCGUCUCCAGAAAUGCCUGACUGCUUACGGCCUCCCCACUCGGCUCGACGAUGACAGGAUUCGGAAGUUGUCGGGCGGAAAAGUCUGCACCGUUGAUGGUAUGCUAAAGAAGAUGGGUGUGGACAAGAAGAAUGAUGGAGCCAAGAAAAAGGUGGUUCUUCUUUCGGCCAUCGGCAAGACUUAUGAACAGAAAGCCAGCGUUGUAUCGGAUGCAGAUCUUCGUGUGGUAUUGUCCCCCAGCAUUGAAGUUUCCCCAGGCGUGUCAAAGGACCUAAAUGUGGUAUGUGCGCCGCCGGGAUCCAAGAGCAUCUCCAACAGAGCACUUGUACUAGCAGCUCUAGGCCAAGGGACUUGUCGCAUCAAGAAUCUACUUACCUCGGCCGAUACAGAAGUCAUGCUAGAAGCGUUGACCAGGCUAGGCGCUGCAACAUUCUCCUGGGAAGACGACGGCGAAGUUUUGGUUGUCCAUGGAAAUGGAGGCAAAUUGCAAGCCAGCUAUACGGAACUCUACCUCGGAAAUGCUGGCACUGCGGCAAGGUUCCUAACGACUGUCACGACUCUGACUCACCAGAGUUCCGUCGGUUCAACCGUGCUAACUGGGAACGCACGCAUGAAACAACGCCCAAUUGGAGAUCUAGUUGAUGCGCUAAAGACGAACGGCGCUGGCAUCGAAUACCUCGAAUCGGUGGGCUCUCUGCCCCUAAACAUCAACGCUUCUGGUGGUUUCAAUGGUGGGGACAUCAAUCUGGCGGCAAAGGUCUCGUCUCAAUACGUGUCCUCGCUUCUCAUGUGUGCACCAUACGCGAAGAACCCUGUCACGUUGAGACUUGUAGGGGGCAAGCCAGUGUCUCAACCCUACAUCGAUAUGACAGUCGCAAUGAUGGCUGCUUUCGGAAUCGAGGUUCAGAAGUCGACUACUGAGGAGCAUACCUAUCAUAUUCCUCAAGGAUCCUACAAGAAUCCAGAAGAGUAUGUAAUUGAAAGUGAUGCCAGCUCGGCGACCUAUCCACUAGCGAUUGCCGCAAUUACCGGCACAACAUGCACCAUUCCCAACAUCGGUUCUGCGUCGUUGCAAGGCGAUUCUCGAUUUGCGACGGACGUUCUAAGACCCAUGGGAUGUCGGGUUGAACAGACCCCGACUUCAACCACUGUGACUGGUCCUCCAGGAGGUGCCCUCAAGCCUUUGCCAAACAUUGACAUGGAGCCAAUGACCGAUGCAUUCUUGACAGCAUCAGUACUGGCUGCUGUUGCGCAAGGAGGCUCUUCAAAGACGACCCGAAUCUAUGGAAUUGCCAACCAGCGAGUCAAGGAGUGCAAUCGCAUCCAAGCCAUGGAUGACGAAUUGGCCAAGUUUGGAGUGACCUGCAGACAAUUUGAGGACGGCAUCGAAAUCGACGGCAUUGACCGAGCACGCUUGCAAGUACCAACUGGCGGCGUCCACUGCUAUGACGAUCAUCGAGUCGCCAUGAGCUUCAGUGUCCUCGCACUCGCAGCAGUGCACCCCUCCCUCAUUCUGGAAAAAGAAUGUACCGGCAAGACAUGGCCUGGCUGGUGGGAUACGCUGGCAAGACAGUUUGCCGCUACCCUGACGGGAGUGGAACUCGAGUCGACCGCGCCCUCUGCAAAGAAAGGAGUGGAUCGAAGCAGUGCCUCGGUGUUCAUCAUCGGCAUGAGAGGUGCGGGAAAGACUACUUCGGGUCGAUGGGCUGCAAGAUCACUUGGCAAGACACUCAUUGAUAUGGAUACGGAGAUGGAGCGGCGCGAGAAGCUCACCAUUCCGGAGAUUGUUAGAAACCAUGGCUGGGACCACUUCCGAGCCCGCGAAUUGGCACUGUUGAAAUCGAUCAUGAAAGAAAUGCCGAAGGGUUAUGUCUUUGCGUGCGGAGGUGGAAUUGUCGAGACUGCUGAGGCGCGACAAUUGUUGACCGACUGGCACCAGAAGACAGGGCAUGUCUUGCUCGUCGAGCGCGACAUUGGCGAGGUCAUGGACUUUUUACAGAUCGACAAGACCAGGCCCGCUUAUGUGGAGGAUAUGAUGGGAGUGUGGCUACGACGGAAACCGUGGUUCGACCAGUGCAGCAAUAUUCUCUAUUACAGUCAGCAUAUCUCCAAUGAGCGAAUGUCCGAGGCGGCAGAGGAUUUCGAUCGCUUCUUGAAGACGGUGAGUGGACAGAUCGAUGUCCUCGGACGACUCAAACAACAGAAACAGUCUUUCUUCGUCGCUUUGACCUUUCCAGAUCUCCGUGAGCAUUUGCACCUGCUCCCCGAGAUCUGUCUGGGGUCAGAUGCUGUGGAGUUGCGCGUGGAUUUGCUCAAGGAUCCUCGAUCGACGAGCGAAAUUCCUUCUGAGGAAUAUGUCAAAUCACAAUUAUCCUUACUUCGUGCCAGCGUGCCCCUCCCCGUAAUAUUCACCAUCCGGACAGUGGCGCAAGGAGGAAGAUUCCCUGACGACGCGCACACAGAAUACGUCAAGCUCAAUACCCUUGCCAUUCGCAUGGGCUGUGAGUUUGUCGACUUGGAAGUUGCUUCGCUGCCAGAAGACACCCUCAAUCAACUCUCCGAUCUCAAGAACAGCUCUCACUCAAAGUUCAUCGCGUCGCAUCACGACCCACAAGGUCGACUGUCUUGGGCGAAAUCAGGUUCCUGGAUCCCCAUCUACAACCGAUGCCUUCAGUACGGCGACGUGGUCAAGUUGAUCGGUGUGGCCAGCACCAUCGACGACAACUUCACCCUGCGCAGCUUCAAGCAAUGGUCGGCGAAACAGCAUCCCGACCUCCCCUUGAUUGCCAUCAACAUGGGUCGUGCCGGCCAAGCGUCGCGCAUCCUCAAUGGCUUCAUGACCCCAGUGUCGCAUCCGUCAUUGCCCUUCAAAGCCGCCCCUGGCCAGCUCUCAGCCGCCGAAAUUCGACAAGGCCUCUCGCUGCUGGGCGAGCUCGUGCCCAAGCAAUUCUACCUAUUUGGCAGUCCCAUCUCAGCGUCCAAAUCGCCAGCCCUACACAACACCCUAUUCCGCACCAUGGGUCUACCGCACACCUACUCUCUCCGCGAAACGCUAGACCUAGAUCUCAUCAGCUCGACCAUCCGAGCGCCCGACUUUGGCGGAGCGUCAGUGACGAUUCCGUUAAAAUUGGACGUCAUGCCUCUACUGGACGUGAUUGACCCAUCGGCGAAGAUCAUCGGAGCCAUCAACACAAUCGACCCAACAGUGGACCCCAAGACUGGCAAGACGGUGCUGGUCGGGCACAACACGGACUAUCUGGGCAUGAGUGACUGUCUGCGAACGGCAGGCGCAAGCACUGCGCUGGGCGAGGGUCCACAGGCAGGUCUGGUCAUCGGAGGUGGAGGAACCGCUCGAGCGGCGAUCCAGACUCUGUCCACAAUGGGCUACGAACCCAUCUACCUGAUCGGACGAAACGCAUCCAAACUGGCAGAGCUGAAAGCCACUUUCCCACCUACCUACGGUAUAGAACUCCUCGACGCGUCUCAACCCAAGUCUCUCGAAGCCAUCCUCGCCUCACCACCCACCGUCGCCAUCGCGACCAUUCCCGCCAACAUCCCCAUCGACACCGCCUUGGGUUCGGCAUUAGAAUCCAUCUUCGCGGCUUCAGUCCAAGCAGAUGCCGCCGCCGCCGUAAACCCCGCCGCGGCCGCACCCAUCAGGACCUUGCUCGAGCUCGCCUACAAGCCUGCCCACACGGCCGUCAUGCAGAUGGCUGAGCAGGUUGGUAAGUGGAAGACCGUCCAGGGCCUUGAGACCCUAGUGACUCAGGGCCUCUGGCAGGCGGAAUAUUGGAACGGUACUCGUGUUCGUGGACUGGCGGAUAAAUUGGCAAGGGAGGUUGUAAUUGGACCGGAGGCUUGAUUGUUUCGUCCUUCCAUUCCUUUCCUAUGGAAGAUACGCGAGGAAUUACUUGUAUAGCAAAACCCAAUGGUUCAAAAGUGUGAAAAGUUUGUUCUGUAUGCUAAAGACAUGGCGAAACAAAAAAAAGGGGGGGAAGCAGAUGGAAGGAGAGGAUCUCUUGCCAACAUGGGAAGAAACUACCUAGAGCGGAUCCAUCACAAAACAUGGACAGUGUUUCAUUAUAUCUGCGUCUACCUAUAUGUAGACAUCCAGGAUAGAGAGACUAGAAGCACUACUACCUUGGUACUCAAAGAACUUGUGGCCCUGGGCAUCAUUCGGCUUGAGACAUCACUUCAUUUGAUUUUGAAACUCCUCAUUUUUCAAGACUAGCAGCCCAGUCGCCAGAAAGCAAUCACGCAGAACUGAACGGCAACUCAUGAUUGUGUCAUCGAAAUGACUCUGUGUGUGGGUGGGUAUAUUUAUUAAUACAAGAAGACCG
This is a messenger RNA of Exophiala mesophila, 5320 nucleotides long. Its product is annotated as 3-phosphoshikimate 1-carboxyvinyltransferase. The transcript has 2 exons. NCBI's taxonomy places the organism in Eukaryota, Fungi, Ascomycota, Eurotiomycetes, Chaetothyriales, Herpotrichiellaceae. The record is from RefSeq and is a predicted model, not a curated record. Bases 22 to 4842 code for a protein of 1606 amino acids. Gene Ontology annotation, cellular component: cytoplasm. Gene Ontology annotation, molecular function: shikimate 3-dehydrogenase (NADP+) activity; 3-dehydroquinate synthase activity; 3-dehydroquinate dehydratase activity. Gene Ontology annotation, biological process: chorismate biosynthetic process; aromatic amino acid biosynthetic process.